AAAUUUAAGGAAAACUUGCAGAGCAUCCUUUAUGAGUUAUUCAGUAUUUUACGUUGUCGGCGUUCACUUCAGUACAGAAGAUUGCACUCGCUCCAUCUGACCAUAAAACGACUAUUUUGAGAACUGCUUGACAGAUUGUAGGCACGUCAAUAGUCAGUAUCAGUAAUCAAGAACUACCACUACGGGUAAAGGUUGAAACUCGCAAUUUGUUGAAACUCGCAAUUUAUGAUGACCUUUCCGACGCCCAACAAACAUUGUGCAACCGUUCUUCCUCCAACAAGUCUCUCCUACUUCACAACAUUAUUUUCAUUUUUUUUAGUUCUCGUUACUGUUCCAGGAAACUGCCUUGUCUGUUCAGCCAUCAUCAAGGAUCCCUUUCGAAACUUGAAAACGCCAUUCAAUUAUUUCAUGUUGAGUUUGGCUGCAACAGACCUAGCGGUGGGAGCAAUCCUGGACCCGAUUGCAGUCGCGUAUCAUAUCGACGAAGCACUUCAGCUAAAUGUUGUGGACAUCAAAAUUCUACAUAUUUUUUAUUUCACUUUGAGCACAGCAUCUAUUCUAACACUCGCUGCGUUGACAAUGGAUAGAUACUUCGCGGUAGCUUCACCAGUAAAGUAUAAAACGAUGGUCACAUCAAAACGUGCCAUUCUGGCAUUUGUAUCAAUUUGGAUCGGAGCGCUGGGCUUGUCCUUCUUUUACUUUAAACUCGGUGUUAUCGUCUACUCCUUCAUUUUCGCUAACACUGCCGUGUUUACCACAUUUUUGGUUCUCAUAUUUGUUCACGUAGGCAUUCUUAAACGCCUCCGUGAGCGAUCGAAAUACUGGCGAGAUCAAAAAGCAAUGAACUAUGCCGAGCCCGAACAACAGGAGAACCGAAACAACACUAUUUACACCAAGAAGGAAGACAAGGCAGCCAAGGCAUUGAUGAUUAUUCUUCUCGCCUUCUUCUCUUCGUUCACGCCUGCCUGUGUUAUGAUCUACUUGUUAAAUUUCUGUUCAAAGUGCAGCUGUUUGGUGGUCCACUGGUUACGAGAUUUACAGUUUUUGAUCGUGUUGUGUAACUCGGGUAUUAACCCGUAUCUGUACGCGUGGAGGCUCCCUCGAUUCAAAAGAGCCUUUUACAAAUUUCUUCACAUAAAAUCUCGAGGCCAAGUAAAUAACGUCACCAUAGCAUCAACACUUAGCGUGGGUAAGACUGAAAACUAAGACCAUGAAAAUUGUGCCCGCCAUGAAGGUGAAAAGAUAUCCAGCGCUGGUUAAGGGCUUCUGAUAAGAACUGUCAAGAUCGUGAAACUCUUAUCGGCUUAUCUUUUCUGGGAAACUCACAUUUUUUGAUGAAAAUGUGUCUUGCGCUCCAAAUUCGGUUGAGACUGAGUUGACUAUAAUCAUCCCAAAUCCGACACGCAAGUGGAAUAAUUGCUUUAUGAAAAACGCC
Orbicella faveolata is the source of this 1435-nucleotide messenger RNA. Its product is annotated as adenosine receptor A1-like. The record is from RefSeq and is a predicted model, not a curated record. Gene Ontology annotation, molecular function: G protein-coupled receptor activity. NCBI's taxonomy places the organism in Eukaryota, Metazoa, Cnidaria, Anthozoa, Scleractinia, Merulinidae. Gene Ontology annotation, biological process: G protein-coupled receptor signaling pathway. Gene Ontology annotation, cellular component: plasma membrane.